Messenger RNA from Sitophilus oryzae (rice weevil), 1750 nucleotides. Its product is annotated as cell division cycle-associated protein 7-like. Bases 191 to 1555 code for a protein of 454 amino acids. The record is from RefSeq and is a predicted model, not a curated record. Gene Ontology annotation, biological process: regulation of DNA-templated transcription. Gene Ontology annotation, cellular component: nucleus. NCBI's taxonomy places the organism in Eukaryota, Metazoa, Arthropoda, Insecta, Coleoptera, Curculionidae. The transcript is spliced from 7 exons.
GACAACCUGCUGACAACUGACACCUGACACUGUGACUGACCCUACCACAAAACUCGUCAAAACCGUUGAAUUUAAAUAUCCUCAAAACAAAAAUCUUUUAUGUUUUUAUAUAUUUUCACGACUAAAUACAGUACUAUUUACAAUAUAACAUAUAAGGAUCCUACAAAAUUAAUAUCAUUAAAUUUUACUAAUGGAGGUAGAAGAUAUUGAUUCUCCAGCGUUUUCACCUGUUGGAUCUCCAAUUCAUUUUAAGGAUGUGUCUGCGGAGUUAACUAAACUACGAAAAGAAAGAAAUGCUUCUAAACCACCAUCAUUAUAUGUGUCAUUGGAUAAAAUAGAUCUUGAAUCGAAAAAAAACACUAAAAGUGCAGAGAGUGACGAUGAAGAUAGCUCUGAGGAAAAAUAUAACGCAAAGCCCAUUAGAAUUAAGAUUUCUUCCCUUAUUGGAACUCCUAAAAAUAUAGUGAGAAAACCUUUAGUUCAAAAAUUACAAAUUGAUGAAAUUAAUAAUAAAAAGCAUGCAAUACAAGAUGCCGAAAAAGGAAUUAAAGAAUUUCAUCAGAGUGAUAGUGAAGACUUUGGUGGUAACAGUGAUAAUGAAGAUUCAGUGGAAGAAAUUAGAAGAAGAAAUAUAGAAGCUAUGAACACCUUACUGAAUUCAAUUAGAGAUUCAGAAUUAGAGAAACAGUUCAAGGCCCAAAACAAAAUGUUCAUUGCAAAAAAGGAACUACCAAAAGAAAAAGUAAAAAAGAGAAGAAGAGGUGGAGACAUCGCAUUUCGAUUUAAUGGUUUUAUUCCUUUUGAAACACGCAAAUCAUCAAGGCUUCAAAAUAAAGAACCAGAAUAUAAAGAAAACGACUUGGAAGAUGUAUCAGAAACUCUACAAACGACCUACUUGAAACGACCCAACUACCAUAUCAGUGAAUAUACCUUGGAUGACUUAGAAGAAAUAGUUGCUAGACCUAGAAGAAAAAGCAUAAAAAGGAAGGUAGAAGAACGUAUUGUUAUUCCAGCAGAGGAUGUAACACAAGCAAUGAUAAACAAUAUUGCUUUGAGAGUAAAGGGCAAGAAAUAUUCAUCAGAGGGAACAACAUGUCAUCAAUGCAGACAAAAAACUCUUGAUCAGAAAACGUGUUGCAGGAGCAAAGAAUGUACAGGAAUUCAAGGAAUGUUUUGUGGAGUUUGUAUCAAAAACAGGUAUGGUGAAGAUGCCGCAGUGGUUUUGAAAGAUCCAAACUGGAUAUGCCCUGUGUGCAGAGGCAUAUGUAACUGUUCAAUUUGCCGAACCAGGCAGGGUAAAAGACCUACGGGUGUCUUGGUGCCUGUAGCACAACAGCAAGGAUUCAUAAGUGUCAGUCAUUUCCUGCAAAAUUUGAAAGGAUAUGGGGAUAAACCGGAAGAAGACUAUAAUUGGGAAGAAGAGGAUGAUAUUGAAGAUUUACUUGGAUUUUCAGAAGAUGGCUCGACAAUGCACUUGAAGGAUUUAAAACCUGAAAUUUUUGACUGCCCCACUUGCUUUUUUGGUCAAAAAACUAAAAUCAACAAAGUCCUUUAAAGUGUAUAUAAUACCUUUAUUAUGUUUUUUUUUCAUUUGUUAUUGUAUGAUUCUUGAUUUUCUACAACCCAACUUUUGUAUUUUUGUAUUAAAAAUAAAAAUGUGCUAAAAUAAUAUUAAUUUUUUUAAUGACUAAAGAAUACAAGGACAUAUAACGCCCAUAUACGGGCUGCAGCAGAAUUUGUGAGCUUGGAC